Molecule: messenger RNA, 1134 nt
Organism: Cicer arietinum (chickpea)
Lineage: Eukaryota; Viridiplantae; Streptophyta; Magnoliopsida; Fabales; Fabaceae
Source: RefSeq, a predicted model, not a curated record
AUGGAGCAACCUCCCGGAUUUGUAAAUCUCGACACACCAAACCAUGUAUGCCUAUUGAAGAAAUCUAUAUACAGGCUCAAACAAGUGUCGCAUGCUUGGUUUGAUCGUCUAUCCACCUUUUUGCUCCAUCUUGGUUUUCUUUGCAACACUGUAGAUUCUUCACUCUUCAUUCUCAAAACAAGUUCAGUGGCCACAUUGAUUUUAAUAUAUGUUGAAGAUAUUUUAGUUACAAGCAACAAUGACAUCUUCAUUACAAAUCUGGUUCAGCAACUCAGACGUGAGUUCGCCAUUAAAGACCUUGGAACUUUGCACUACUUUUUGGGCAUAGAGUUUAUUUGCUUCAAGGAUGGUCUUCUUCUAACUCUACAAAAGUAUAUCAAUGACUUGUUAUCUAAAACUAAAAUGCUCGGUUGCAAAGCCAUGGCCACAACACAAGAAAAACCAUCAUCUUCUGAUAAUAUUAUUGUUGAUGUUUCAGAGUUUCGUAGCAUUGUAGGUGCACUACAGUAUUUAACUUUCACUCGUCCAUAUAUCACUCAUGCUGUUAAUCAUGCUUGUCAACACUUCACCAAGCUCACUGUGACAGAUUUAAAGGCAGUUAAACGCAUUUUGCGUUAUCUCAAAGGCACACAAAAUUGGGGGUUGCGCUACAUUUACAACAUAUACCCUUCCUUGUAUGGGUUUAGUCAUGCUGAUCGGGCUAGUUGUCCUAUCACAAGAGGAAGUACUACAUGUUAUUGUGUCUUUCUUGGUGCUAACUGCAUAUCUUGGUCCUCUAAGAAGCAAUUCGUUGUUGUUUGCUCUAGUACUAAAGUAGAAUAUCCCUCCAUGGCUCACACUGGUGUCGAGCUAACAUGGAUCACCUAUCUCUUUCAUGACACAUGUAGUUCUCUUCCUCAUGCUCCUCAACUAUUUUGUGAUCCGAUGUUUCAUGUUUGCAAGGAACAUAUUGAGCUUGACUAUCAUUUUGUUCGUCAAAAAGUAGCCAUACGAGGUAUUGUUACUCGCUACAUUUCUACAUCAUCACAACUUGUCAAUGUCUUUACCAAACCACUAGCGAAUGAUUUUUUUUCUCAAAUUUCGCAGCAAGUUAGGCGUGUAUCAAAAUCCACUUGCCAGCUUAAGGGGGCAUGA